Molecule: messenger RNA, 684 nt
Organism: Fukomys damarensis (Damara mole-rat)
Lineage: Eukaryota; Metazoa; Chordata; Mammalia; Rodentia; Bathyergidae
Gene: Fcer1g
Product: Fc fragment of IgE receptor Ig
Exons: 5
Coding region: 114-377 (87 amino acids)
Biological process (GO): neutrophil chemotaxis; defense response to bacterium; regulation of platelet activation
Cellular component (GO): membrane; Fc-epsilon receptor I complex; external side of plasma membrane
Molecular function (GO): IgG binding; IgE receptor activity
Source: RefSeq, a predicted model, not a curated record
AGGCGGGGCAGGAAGGGGAGAACUCUGUGGUCAGGGAACUCCUCGCCGAGCACAGCUGCACAGCGCUGUCAGAGCGUCCGAUCCCCAGCUCACGGCCCCUCAGCCCCCUGCCCAUGAUGUUUCCAGCAGUGGUCUUGCUCUUACUCCUUUUGGUUGAACAAGCAGCGGCCCUGGGGGAGCCUCAGCUGUGCUACAUCCUGGACGCCAUCUUGUUUUUGUAUGGUAUAAUUCUGACUCUGCUCUACUGUCGACUCAAGAUCCAAGUGCGAAAGGCAGCGAUAGCCAGCUUUGAGAAAUCAGAUGGCAUUUAUACGGGCCUGAGCACCCGGAACCAAGAGACUUAUGAAACACUGAAGCAUGAGAAACCACCCCAGUAACCAGAUGUCCUUGUCACAUCCUUCUUCAGCUUCCAGUUUUCCUCCCACCUCUCUUGGCCUCACCUAUGCCUGCCUAUUGUUAAUGAUAGCUGGCCCUACCCAUAAUGACGCUAAACCCCAGAUUGAUGUCUACCAGUCCUCCUCCCUGUCAAAGACUUGUGCUCAGACGCUAUUCAUUGAUGUUUCUUUUCUAGUCUCACUCCCUUCUGCCCAUUUUUUCUUCCCCAUUCCCAGCUCCUACUAAACAAUGGCAAGGGAGUACCGCCAAUAAAGCUGCCCCAGAGAGAUUCCAUUGAUUUAUUGAUUC